AUGGAGGUACAAUAUCUCGUAUUAUUUUUGUGUAUUUUCUGCCAUGGAAGUGAUGCUAUUAUGUGGAGUUUAGCUCCUAACACGCAGAAGUGCUUGAAAGAAGAACUACAUGCAAACGUGCUCGUAGCCGGUGAAUAUGAAAUAACAGAAGCUGAUGGCCAGAGAAUUGAUUACAUUGUUCGAGAUUCAAAAGGGCAUAUUUUAGCUCAGAAGGAUGCCAUUAGUAAGGGAAAAUUCACAUUUGUCACAGAAACAUAUGACACAUUUGAAGUGUGUUUCAUAUCAAAAGUACCCCAAGAACGCCGUGGUGUGUCUCAAGACGUCACUUUAGAUAUCAAAGUGGGAAUUGAAGCUAAAAAUUAUGAAGGCAUUGGUGAAGCUGCAAAGCUAAAACCCAUGGAGUUGGAACUGAAGAGGUUAGAAGAUUUAUCUGAAGCAAUUGUUCAAGACUUCACUCUUAUGAGGAAGAGGGAAGAAGAAAUGAGAGACACUAAUGAAUCAACAAACAACCGUGUGCUAUUUUUCAGCAUAUUCUCUAUGAUCUGCCUGCUGGGACUCGCCACGUGGCAGGUGCUGUAUCUCCGCAGAUAUUUUAAAGCCAAAAAACUUAUUGAA
Molecule: messenger RNA, 615 nt
Organism: Brenthis ino (lesser marbled fritillary)
Lineage: Eukaryota; Metazoa; Arthropoda; Insecta; Lepidoptera; Nymphalidae
Source: the annotation of a GenBank genome assembly